Messenger RNA from Magnusiomyces paraingens, 1464 nucleotides. RefSeq lists its product as uncharacterized. Lineage: Eukaryota; Fungi; Ascomycota; Dipodascomycetes; Dipodascales; Dipodascaceae. The coding region runs from base 1 to 1464 and encodes 487 amino acids. The record is from RefSeq and is a predicted model, not a curated record. The transcript has a single exon.
AUGCCGCUGAGACCCGGAACUGUAGCAAAAGCUGCGAUAAACCGGUACCGUCAAGAUCUCUCUCGGAAGUACCUUUCUACUAAGCCAUCGAAAGCCAAUUAUGGUGAUGACAACGAUGACGACGACAAGGCUAUGACGCGACGGUUGGCGCAACUGGCAGAGGAAAGCCGGCCAUUUAAAGACGACCCGCUCGCAGGGAAGCCAUCGUUUUUAAGUCCGGACGAGGUGGCACCCGGGUACCAUGAAACAGUCGGCGCACUUGCUCAAAAGAUAGAGUCACAGGCACACAAAGAGGCCGAGUAUGCGGCGCAGCACCAGCGUGCAGUGCACCUGGCACGUAUCCCGAAAUAUGUGUCCAAGGCUGGCGUCGAUACCGCUCAUGCAACCCCCUGGACAGGACAAGAACAUCAUACGGAUCUGGCACACCGGAUGCUGGUGGACUCUGUGGGACCUGCUAAACAGGUACCUGCAGCUAGCAGACGAAGUAUGGGCGAUCCCCUAUUACCCAUGCCCACAUUUGCAGCUGAUAAGCGGGCCGCGCAAACAGCGGGCUCGAGGAUUGCAGCGGCACGCGAGCAAUCGUUGGAUUAUUCUGCAUUAAAGCAUUCAACCGAAGAUAAGCUUAAAAAGUCACCGCUUGAUGAGGAAGAUAAGUCUGGCCCGUCAUUCCGUGAGCUUUAUGCAGAACGGUUUACACCUGUGGCAGUAGCCGGAACAGCCUCGUUUGCAGGAACAGAGUCUGCAAUUGCAUCGUUAGCUACACAGCGCAUAGAGGCUGCAAUGGCUCGGGGAGAGUUUGCGUCUGUUCGCCGGGGCCCACAGGCUGGAAAGGGUACCGGCGCAUCGACCCCGGAAGUUACCCCACACAUUGAUACCACCGAGUACUUGCUUAACCGCAUCGUCAAGUCCCAGGGAGGUGCACCCGUAUGGAUCGAUCGGCAACGUGAGCUGCAUACCCGUAUUGAUAAUUUCCGCAGAGAAAUGGUUGCCAAGUGGGUUCGCCAGUGUGUUGUUGCACUUGACGACCGCGGCGGGUCCGUGGCCGAAAAGAUUGCUCGUGCUGAGACUCUUGCAGCAAAAAUUAGUGCUGAGGGUUCCAAGUUCCAUGAUGUUAAUUGGGAAACUACACAAGAAAAGUACCAUCAAAUGUCGAUUGACAAUAUCAACUCGGCAAUCCGUAGCUACAAUCUACAGGCACCCAGUGUCGCACGGUGGUCUGGUAUUGUGCUGGCUAAAGAGUUAACUACAUGCUAUGCUACAGGUGCAAACCGACUUGUACCUGAUCUCAAAGCAUUACUUAUAGCCCCGCCACCACCGCCAGCUCUCAAGCCAGGCGAGAUUCCUCAUUCACGUCCCACUGGAGCUGCGUUUUCUAUGGACGCACCGCAGCUUCUUUACGAAGAAAAGGAAGAAGGGUUUCUUUUAAACAGGUUUAAAGAUUUGUUCCGUACAAAGUUAUUCUAA